CAUCUCUCCAUCACUCCUCUCUCAUCAUCCCCCAACAUGGCCUCCCCCGAAGACGACUCCUACGAGUCCAAUAGCCUAAUCACUACAAUCAAAACCACCCUCCUCACACCCCGCCGCCUCCUCCUCUCCCGCACCUCCAUGCGCGCCUACCUCCGCACCGCUCUCUUCCUCCUCGCCUCCAUCGCCCUCUUCGCCAUCGCCGUCGCCGCCUACGCCAGCUUCUACUACGCCUACGUCCCCGCGCGCGGCUUCACGCUCCCCGUGCACCUCAGCUUCGACGAGAGCUACCUCGACGCGUGGGGCCCGGCCUCUCGCCACAGCGGCGGCGUGCUCGAGAGCGUCGUUGGGAAUAAGCACGCGCCCGCGAAAUUGGUACAUCCGUCUGGGGUGGUACCGCUGGCGAAAGGGAGUGUUGCGAGCGAGCAAAAGUACGAUGUCAGCGUGACGCUGGACCUGCCGCGGUCGGAGCAGAACCUCGCGGUUGGGAACUUCAUGGUCGAGGUGGCGCUGUUGGGGCCUGGGCCGCCGACAGCGACGGGGGAGAUGCAGCUUGGGGCGCCGGUGCUGGUGCGUGAGGAGCGGGCGGCGAUGUUGACGUACAGGAGCUGGAUGGUCGAGACGGCGUGGCGGGUGACGCGGCUGCCGUGGUAUCUGGUGGGGUGGCAGGUGGAGAGCGAGCGGGUGGUUGUGCGGGUGCUGGAGGCGGCGCGAUUUGAGAAGGGGUGGCGAAGUCAGCCGGGGGGUGUGCGGGUGGAGGUGAGGAGUGGGAGGGGGAGGGUGCUGCAGGUUUAUGGGGUUAGUGUGGAGUUUAGGGCGAGGUUUGAGGGGUUGAGAUACAUCAUGUACAACCACCGCAUCAUCUCCCUCGUAGUCUUCACAACCCUCUUCUGGACCGUCGAAAUGGCCUUCCUCCUCUUCACGUGGGGCCUCUUCACGCUCUUCUUCUCUAGCUCUACUUCGCAAACACAAUCGAAGACCGAGCCCAAAAAGGAACAACAAUCCAUUAAAGCCGACCCCGAUGCCCCCUCAGAAGACGCCGAGUCGCUCUCCGACGCUUCCCGCACCUUUCCCACUUUCUCGCGCCAGCCACCGCUCCGGUACUCGACACCGCGCGUUAAAGAAGAGGAGAAUGAGGGCGCAAUGGAAGAUCUGCCGCCGCGAACGCCCGGGGAUGCGGACGAUGAAGACGAAGAUGAAGACGCAGAUUUCGUGCUAGAUGAGACACCAAUGAUGGGCGGGCCGCUGGAUGAUUCGGGCCUCGGCACAAGUAUGGAGAGUGGGGUUGAAGGAAGAGGUACCGUGAGGAGAAGAUCUGGGGGGCCGGCUAAGGACAGGGCCUAAGUAAGGAAUGGAUGGCGUAAGGUUGAUGAGAAUUAUACCCAUGUAUUGUUUUUUUGCGAGAGCUGAUAUCCAGGACGUUGUGAGUUCUACUUGAAGAGUUUCAGGAAUUCCGAUGUUGAAUCUCUUCCACUAAUUCGCCAUCGUCAUCGUUCAAUGUGCCUGAAUUUGCUUGGACUGGAUAAUCCGACCUGACCUCAACCGGUCUAUCGUGCGUAGGAAGCUCGUAGAAAAUGGCAGGAAGGCUGUUCAACUCGUGUGGAAUUUGCGAC
This is a messenger RNA of Mytilinidion resinicola, 1610 nucleotides long. RefSeq lists its product as uncharacterized. The transcript is spliced from 3 exons. The record is from RefSeq and is a predicted model, not a curated record. Gene Ontology annotation, biological process: lipid droplet organization; lipid storage. Gene Ontology annotation, cellular component: endoplasmic reticulum membrane. The coding region runs from base 37 to 1341 and encodes 434 amino acids. NCBI's taxonomy places the organism in Eukaryota, Fungi, Ascomycota, Dothideomycetes, Mytilinidiales, Mytilinidiaceae.